GCUAUAGGUAGGUAGUCAGUCAUACAUAGAACGGACGGCAGUAGCCCGUGCGCAACAUUGCUUGUUAUAAGUUUUCCAGUUUUCAGGAAAAAUAUUAAAAAAGUGACAAAAAUUUUUUGUGACAUAAGUGAUUUUUUGGGAAUAUUUUUUUCUAAACACGAGUGAGAAAAUCAAAAUGGAGCAACAAAACGGUGCCAAUGAUUUGCCUUACGUGGUUCAUACUUCUGAAGAACUAGGAAAAUACCUCGUCGCCUCACGGGACCUGACUCCAGGUGAUCUGGUGCUGACUGAAAGACCACUGGUUUUUGGUCCUAAAGGCAUGCUGGACCCUGAGGAAGUCAUGCCUUGCGUUGGUUGCUACAAGCCCGUGUUGACUGAAGCUGGAGAGCGGUGUGCUAAAUGCGGAUGGCCAGUUUGUUCAGGAAACUGCUCAGGGUUAAAAGACCCAAGGCAUCAUGCUGCUGAGUGCGAGAUUCUCAGUCUGAGAUCAGAAUGUGCGCUCAAUGAUAUGGCUGAUUACUACAGACACGAUGCCCUACUUCCAUUGAGGUGUGUGCUUCUACAGAAGACAGAUCCUGAGGGUUGGAAGAAUUUAUUGGAAAUGCAAUCGCAUAUGGAAUGUCGGACACCUGGAACAGAAGCUUAUGAUGAGGCGAAUGAAUUCAUCGUCGAAUAUCUAAUGAACAACUUCGUGAGCAAACUCGAUGAGAAACAGAAGAAGGCGUAUGAAAUUACUGCAGAAUUACUUCACAGAAUAUGCGGAAUCAUUGAUACGAAUGCUUUAGAAAUACGUUUGCCACAAGGAUCUGAACUGAACGCUCUAUACGCGGAGACUUACAAAAUGGAACAUAGCUGUGUUCCUAACACUAAACAUACUUUCAAUCUUUCACCAAAAGAUAGGAAAGAUUUGUACAAGAUAACAAUCAAAGCCGUUGUACCAAUACUAAAAGACAACCACAUAUCGACAAUGUACAGCCACGCACUAUGGGGAACUCAAGCAAGAAGACAGCAUUUGAAAGACACAAAAUACUUCGCUUGUCAAUGCCCAAGAUGUAGCGACCCUACUGAAUUAGGUACUUAUUUAAGUGCAAUGAGAUGUUUAGGUGAUGGCAAUAACCCGUGCGAUGGAAUCCAUCUACCAAAGGAUCCUUUAGAUGAUGAAACAGAUUGGUCUUGCAACAAAUGCCCAGCUAAAGUAAGCAAUAUGCAAAUAAAUAUGGUCAUAUCACAAAUGGGAGAAGAUGUUGAAAACGUUCUGAUGAUGGGUGGAUCAGUAACUGUCUUGGAAAACCUUCUAUUUAGACUAUCAACCUUUUUGCAUCCGAAUCAUUAUCACAUGUAUACGAUUAAACAUUCAUUAGUGCAGUUAUAUGGAAGACAGCCGGGUUAUACGUCGAAGGAGAUUUUAGAAAAGAAAAUUAAAAUGUGUAGAGAACUUAUAGCUGUGACAAAAACUUUAGACCCGGGUAAUGCUAGACUAAGUUUAUACAACAGCGUGUUGCAGCAUGAACUACAUUCUGCUCUAGUCAUGAAGUUCAAGAAUGGUGUAAAGGAUGAAGAGGUGAAACCUCUACUAACUGAAGCUAAACUAGCAGUUGAAGAUGCAUUAAAUUCUCUUAAAGAUGACAUGGAAGAAGUUUCUGGUAAAAAACUACAAUCUGUCAUUGAAGAGAGCAAACAUGAAUUUGAGAGGUUAUGUAAACAAAAGAAUCUGGAGAUCUGAUGAACAUAGUUAAUCUAAUAAAGUUGUUUUUUAUUUUUA
This is a messenger RNA of Spodoptera frugiperda (fall armyworm), 1762 nucleotides long. It is a transcript of the gene SmydA-5, whose product is annotated as SET domain-containing protein SmydA-8. The record is from RefSeq and is a predicted model, not a curated record. The transcript is spliced from 6 exons. The coding region runs from base 176 to 1723 and encodes 515 amino acids. Lineage: Eukaryota; Metazoa; Arthropoda; Insecta; Lepidoptera; Noctuidae.